Molecule: messenger RNA, 982 nt
Organism: Triticum dicoccoides
Lineage: Eukaryota; Viridiplantae; Streptophyta; Magnoliopsida; Poales; Poaceae
Exons: 1
Coding region: 281-679 (132 amino acids)
Source: RefSeq, a predicted model, not a curated record
CAUCUCCCUUCUCCUCUCCGCUCCCUUCCCCCCGAAGCUGCCUGCGGCCAGCGCCGGCAGCCCCUCAUCCUCCAGCCGCCGCCGCUCCCUCCCUAUAAGUACUCCGUCUCGCCGUACCCCUCCUCAGAUCUCCACGCAACCCGCCGCUACCGCUACUCGUCCUCCCCAUCGCACGCGCUUAAUCACCUUCUUCUACCACCUUCUUGCCUCCACCACCAAGAGACCCAGAGCCCGAGCAGAGCCAGCCAGCCAGGAGCCAAGAACCUGCCUCUCCGCGCCCAUGUCUGUGCAAGCGGCCUCGCCGGCGUCGGCGGGGGAGAAGACCAUGGCCACGACGGCGUGGCCGUACCUGGAGUACAUGGCGCAGUGGGAGCGGCAGGUGGAGCGACGGCAGCUGUUCCUACGAAGCUACCACUUCUCCCGCGACGCCGAGGUCUCGCCGCGCGCGCGCACGCGCCGCGUCGUCUGGGCCGGGGCGCGGCGCCUGCGCCGCGCCGCCGCCAAGGGGCUCCGUCGCCUCCGGGCGCGCAUCCGCCUCUGCUUCGGCUGGGCCGCGCCCGCGCUCCGCCGCCGCUCCUCCCCGCGCCGUGCCGGCGUCCACGGGUUCCGGUACGGCCGCAUCCCCCGCGGAAAGGCGCCGGCGGCCGCCGCCAACUCCGCGUCCGUCUGCUUCUGGUAGCCAUAGAAGGCCAACGCGUCAGCGCACUUGCUGGCUUCCAAGUUAAGCUCUUGAUUGCUUAGGUGAAACAAUUAGCCGGUGAAUGGUAGCGAGCGGCGGCUUCUGCUCCGGCUCCAUGGAGUGUUCGUCGUCGCCUGCUGUGCUCGCUGUUUGACUAGACUAGCGAGAGAUGGAGGAUGAUUAAGUAAACAGGGCAGCUGUUGCUCAAGUGGGAUUGGUUGUGUGUGGAUGUUUUUUCCUUCUUUUUGGUGUCUAAUUACUCUGAAUGAGUUAACUGUGUAUCUAUCUGAAGCCUUCUCUGUU